UGGAAGUCCAGGCAGUGUUGAGCCCGCGCCAUGGGCCCACAACCCCAUCCAUCGCAUGGCUGCCUCGCGCUCCACCUUUGAGCACCGUCCGUCGCCGCUCUCGGCCGAGAAGCCGCGCAUGUCCGAGGACAUCUUGCCCAUCCGUGCCUGGUUGCUCUCUACCGGUACGCCGGCUGCGACCAUCGAGGCCAUCGACAACCUUUCGUGGGAGACUCUCGGCGCAGGCAACGCCAACCGCGUCCUUGAUCGCUUCCGCUCCUGGUUCGGCUCAAAGGGUAACGGCAUGUACCUCGAGUACACCAACCUGCUUGAGAACCUCGCACCCGACGCCGUGGCGAGGGUCUCGACCACAGACAACUUGCACUCGCCCAACGCCUCGUCCUCGGGCGGCGACGACGUGCCGGUCACCCCGCCGCGCCGUAAGCGCCCGCCGCGCGACUGGGACGCCUGGCGCGACGCAGGAAGCGACGAUGAAAGCGCCGAGAUGGCUGGUUCGGCCUCGGGCUGGCCCGCACCCGACAGUACGACACCGCUCAAACUGCGCCUCUCGCCGCCACCGCCAGUCGAGCCGAACCCGUCGCUCUCGCGGCUCGCCAUCGCCAACUCGGCCACCGCCCGUGCUGCCGCCCGUGAGGACGCGACUGCUGCUGCUGAGCGCUUCUCCAGCACACACUCGCUCCGUCAUCGCCGCAAGCGCCAUCGUCCUCCGCCCAAGCUUGACCUAUCCUCGGUCGCCGCCCCCGGCACCGACAUCGCCUGGACCGUCUGCGCCUCGGUCGAGUGCACCAAGGACGCCAACCCAGACGACGUCUUCCACCCGGGAUUUUGCUCGUUCUUCUGCAUGUCACGCGCUGAGGACGCCCAGCUGCAGGCCGCCAUGUUUGAGUCUACGCGCGGCACAGUCGCCAUCACCCCGCGCGGAGUCCGCGGCCUCGAGAACAUGGGCAACACCUGUUACCUCAACACAGGCCUCGAGCUUCUGUUCAACCUCCCGUUUCUUGUCUCGCCACGCGAUGGUCUCUUUGCACCGUCAGAUGCCUCGCCGCGUGGCCUCCGUGAGCAAGUCGCUGCCCUCGCCCGCACCCGCGCCGAGCAGGCUGCCGCCUUCCGCGACGCCGGUGACUGGGAGCGCGCCCUUGCCUCCUUUACCCUUGCCGCCGCUCUCGACUCGAAUCGCGAGGUCCUUGUCCGCUCCGACCUUGAGCUCUGCACUGCCAUGGUUGCCUCGGUUGGCUCGCUUACCACUGUUCGGUACGUGCCUACUGAAGCCACAACAACGCCAGAGACUGAGGCUUCAUCCGAGGCCAGUGCCAAGCCCGAGCACGAGCACGAGUCCGAGCCCGAGCCAGAACCCGGCACCAGCCCUGAGCGUCAGCGCAGUCCCACCGCCGAUCCCCGAGAGCUGCGCCCAGUCCGAGUCUCGCUCUCGCCUGAAAUGGAGCGCAUCGCCACUGUGCUUGAGGCCGGCAAAGUCCUCAUGGCCUUUCGCAAGCUCCUUGCUGACGUGUGGAUGCCCGACGCGGCUACCCCGCUCGAGCCCAAGGCCGUGCACGACGCCUUGCCACCGACCAGGUUUGGCAAAUGGGCUCAAGAGGACGUCCACGAUCUGCUCUCGUUCCUCCUCGACGCGUUGGAGACAGCAACAUCGACUGCUGAUGAUGUCUUUGAGCUUGCAUCUGCCCAAGAGAACGAUGCCACUCUCGAUGCCGUCCGUGACGCACAUCCUUCGCUUGUUGCCGAUGCCACACUCGGCGUUCUGUAUCACUCGUGGCAGUGCACGACGUGUGGCGAGUCGCGGACGGUUCGCGAGCCGUUCUCCUGGCUCACACUCCCGAUCCCGGAUGCUACUGAUGACGAUCCUGAUGAUCGCCGCCGUCGUGGGAUCUGGUCGACGAUUGUGGUCGACAACGUGAUGUGUGCCGGCUGCGACGGCCCACGCCCGUGCGAGCGGACAACAACCAUCGAAUCACUGCCCACAGUGCUCUUUGUCGCACUCUCGCGGUUCGCUGGCUCGUGUGCGCUGCGCAAAAAGACGGACACCGUACGGUAUCCGCUAGCCAGCCUUGUCCUCGAUGGUGCUAGCGAUGGCUCGUACAUGCUCACCGGCGUCGGCCUGCAUCGCGGACCGUUUGGUGGCGGCCACUACACCUCGUACGUCCGUUCGCUCGCCGACACCUACUGGUACAACCUCAACGACGAGUACGCGUCGCUGCUUGCCGAGCCCGAGGUUGACGUCAUCUCGCCUCACGCCUACGUCCUCGUCUACACCCGCGCCGACAAGUGGGACGCCGCGCGUACCGCUGUGGCCGGCACCGUCCUCGACUGCCACAAUCUCACCACCUCGAUUGCUGGUGCAGAGUCGAUCCGGCCCGUCCGGCCCGACCUCACCACAACACCUGCGUCACCGGACGCUUUUACUCGCCCAGGCACCGCCAUCUCGGACGCAGAGCUGUAG
Messenger RNA from Thecamonas trahens ATCC 50062, 2455 nucleotides. RefSeq names its product ubiquitin carboxyl-terminal hydrolase 2. Gene Ontology annotation, biological process: protein deubiquitination. Lineage: Eukaryota; Apusomonadida; Apusomonadidae. Bases 56 to 2455 code for a protein of 799 amino acids. Gene Ontology annotation, molecular function: cysteine-type deubiquitinase activity. The transcript has 2 exons. The record is from RefSeq and is a predicted model, not a curated record.